Molecule: messenger RNA, 1036 nt
Organism: Odontomachus brunneus
Lineage: Eukaryota; Metazoa; Arthropoda; Insecta; Hymenoptera; Formicidae
Product: UPF0389 protein GA21628-like
Exons: 4
Coding region: 141-560 (139 amino acids)
Source: RefSeq, a predicted model, not a curated record
CACAUUGUUAUCGAGUACUUGCGAUACAAUCAGAAAUCAAUCACUUCCGUUUAUUAGUGAAUGCGGAUUAGCGAGCGGAUUAGCUUCGUGCCAUUGUGACAUUAAAAACUUUGACAAACAGCUGGUUGUAACAACUGGUGAUGCUGUCCAGACAGUUUGCCCGUAGUGGCCAAUCCUGUAUAGUAGCGAGAUGGUUUACUCGUAGCAGUAUUACAAGAGAAUCUAAUCAAGCACCAAAAAGUAGUAAUACUCCAAAAGAUCAAGAAGAUGUCUUAGGAACGCGUAUGCAUCGUGUAACCAAUUUUGAUAAACUAGUGUUGGCUUGGGUAAAACGAUAUCCUAGCGUUGCAGAAGUUCCUGAAAAAGUUACAAUUGAUUGUUUACUCACUGCAAGGAGUAAAGCUCGAAUUAAAACUAUAAACUACAUGAUAGUUAUGAGUAUAAUUGGUUGCAUAAUUGCUGCGAUACUGGGGAAGAGACAAGCUGAGAAAGGAGAAAAUUUGUCUAAAAUGAGAGAUGAUUGGUAUCAGGAAAUGUUGGACAAGGAUAAAAAUAAAUAGAAAUGACAAACUAUAAAGUUUCAUAACAUUCACUCGGCAGAGAUGAGAAUGGAGAAACAUAGAAACAAGAUAGAAUUAUUUAAGAUACAAAAUUUUAAAAAGCGCGAGCAGAUGUGAAACAAUCUCACUAUUACUCUAUCACUUAUGAUAUUACUUAUGAUAUUUUUCAUAAGGCAUUAAAUGUUUUGGUUUGAUUGCUUGUAUUUGUAAUGUAUAACGAGCGUUUUAUAAAAUAGUAUUUCCUUACAAUAACCAGAUAAUAAAACACACUCCCUAUAUAUGUAUAUGUGUAUAUACAUGCAUCUAUUGUACAAUUACAUUGUUUAAGUGAGGAGCCUUGAUUUAUGUACAUUAUUGAUAAUUCAAUUUGUUGGCGAUACAUACAACAUUGUAGACCCGACCAUAUGAUCUAUAUGAUUCAUGUACAUUAUUCCUUGUAGAUGAUACACAAAUGUAAUAAACGCUCGUAGAAAGAU